UUGAAAUGACGUCUCUGUCCAUCCUCCCUCUCUCUUUUCCUCCCUCCCUCGCUCCGUCUCUCUCUCUCUCCUCUCUCUCUCUGCUGUAUCAUUUAAUCAAGGCAUACAGUAGCUUGCCCUUUCCUGUUCAUUGCUGCCUCCCUCCCUCCUUCGCCAAUGCUCCGGCCGCUCCCCUCCCCUGUUUGUUUGUCGUCGCUUGUUUCUUUCCUUCCCUUCCUGCCUCGUGGUCCUCAUCAGCACCCUCCUCCUCUUCCUCCUCCUACGCCUUCAGCUCCACACAAUUUUGCUGGUAGUGCUACAUUUCUUUUAUGCAAACCAUUGUGUGUUUCCAUCUUUUUUUCCAGCCAAGCAGAGGAGGAUGUGGAGGGAACGGAUGGAAAAGAGGCUAAAGUAAGAGGAGGGAGUGGAACUCGGAAGUGAGGAGGAGUCAUCAUCUGAUGCUGUUUUUUUUUUUUUGUUUUGUUUUUUGCUGGAUGAGGGCGGCACGGUGCCCGCUGGCCUGGAAUGCAGACUACAUUUUUGUAAGCUCCACCUUUUUGUCUUGGACGUUUCAAGGACGCUGAGCAGCUAAGUCACUUCUUGGGAUAAGCGUGCGCUGCAGUGACUGCCUCCAGCAUGUUGACGUGAAUGGUACAGCGACGCAGGGUGGGCCUGGCACUGGUACCCCCCCCCCCCCAAGCCCCCUCCUCCUCCUUCUCCUCCUCUCCCCACCAUGCCCCACUGAUGUCCUCACAGUAGUUUUUUUUUUUUUUUCAUGGACAUUCAACCCUGCUAUCUCACCCCAGUCAAACUUCAGCUGCUACUUUUCCUGGGAAGAGCAAAUAAACCACAGCAACCGAAAAGGACCGACUCGGAAAUCUUCCGCUGGACGUAUCCCACACGUGCAUCACCAUUAGUCACCCUGACGACAGUUUUCCAGCCGUUGCUGUUAUUGCUCCAGUGCUUCUACUCAGUCAUGGCGGUCAGCAUGAGCAUGGGAAGAGACACCAAAUGGCUGACCCUGGAAGUGUGCCGCGAGUUCCAAAGAGGUACCUGCUCACGCUCGGAUGCCGACUGCAAGUUUGCGCACCCCUCGCGCAGCUGCCAUGUGGACAACGGCAGAGUCAUCGCCUGCUUCGACUCCCUUAAGGGCCGCUGUGCACGAGAGAACUGCAAAUACCUGCACCCUCCUCCGCACCUCAAAACCCAGCUGGAGAUUAACGGCAGGAACAACCUGAUCCAGCAGAAGGCCGCUGCCGCCAUGUUGGCUCAACAGAUGCAGUUCAUGCUGCCCGGAGCGCAGCUGCAGCCCAUCACAACAUUCCCCAUGACGCCCUCCCUUGCAACCAGUCCCAGUAUGCCGUUCAGUCCAUACCUGAGUCACAUGGGCCCGGGCAUGGGCUUAAUGCCUGACCUGCUCCCCAGUACUCCCUUACUAGUCCCUGGAAGUCCCACCGGCCUGACAGCCACAGGCAACGGCACGACCACGCCAAAGCACGCACGCACAGACAAGCUGGAGGUUUGUCGGGAAUUCCAGCGUGGGAAUUGCACGCGCGGGGAGAGCGACUGUCGCUACGCGCACCCUGUGGAGGCCGGCAUGGUAGACUGCAACGAGAACUCAGUGAUCGUUUGUAUGGACUACGUGAAGGGGCGCUGCGGCCGGGACAAGUGCAAGUACUUCCACCCUCCUACCCACCUGCAGGCCAGGAUCAAAGCUGGACACAACACAGCUUCUGCGGCCUUGGGUCAUUCCGCGGCGGGCGUGCAGUUGCUGCCAAAGAGGCAGAUGUUGGAGAAGAGCAACGGCAGCCUCGUCUUCAACCCCAACGUGUUCCACUACCAGCAGGCCCUGGCCAGCAUGCAGCUACAACAGCCUGCCUUCAUCUCCACUGUAGACCCUUCUGAGCUGGUGACUUCCGAUCCGUUGGCGCUCCCGUGUGUCCCCAUGGACAUGGAGGCUCACCUGUGUCCCGUGCCCAAACUGCUGAUGGUGGCUCCCGUGGCCCUCGAUUCACAGGUUACACACAUACUAAUAAUCAGCCCGAGUGCCCCCUUCCGCCUGAUGCUGGGAUGUCUCUAAAAGAUUAUCCUGAGGGAUUAUUCUGCGGUGCAAGGUGUGUUAAGAAUGAUUUUUACUCCCCGGUCUUUUGGAAAAUGGUUGUGGUCAAC
Messenger RNA from Phycodurus eques (leafy seadragon), 2148 nucleotides. It is a transcript of the gene mbnl3, whose product is annotated as muscleblind-like splicing regulator 3. The record is from RefSeq and is a predicted model, not a curated record. Lineage: Eukaryota; Metazoa; Chordata; Actinopteri; Syngnathiformes; Syngnathidae. The coding region runs from base 755 to 2059 and encodes 434 amino acids. The transcript has 7 exons. Gene Ontology annotation, molecular function: metal ion binding.